AUGUCUUUGGAUAAAGUGAAACAUAUCGUUCUCGUGCUCUCCGGCAAAGGAGGCGUUGGAAAAUCCUCCGUCACAACCCAACUUGCGCUCUCUCUAUCUCUCGCCGGCUCCUCGGUCGGAAUCCUCGAUAUCGAUUUAACCGGACCCUCGAUCCCCCGUCUCUUCUCCCUCGAAUCUGCGAAAGUAACCCAAGCACCCGGCGGCUGGAUCCCCGUUCCCGUUCACCCCUCCAACCCCUCUUCUUCCAUCGGCGCCCUAUCAUGCAUGUCUCUUGGUUUCCUAUUACGAGAGCGAGGCGAUGCAGUUGUAUGGCGUGGACCAAAGAAAACUGCGAUGGUUCGACAAUUCCUCACGGAUGUUCUAUGGGGCGAACUCGAUUACUUACUUAUUGAUACCCCGCCUGGUACCUCGGAUGAACAUAUCUCGUUGGCGGAAACACUUCUCAAGAAUGCAUUUCCGGGUCAAGUCGCAGGUGCGGUUAUUGUGACGACGCCGCAGGCCGUGGCGACAGCAGAUGUGAGGAAGGAACUAAACUUCUGUAUGAAGACUGGGAUACAUGUCAUUGGGGUUGUGGAGAACAUGAGUGGAUUUGUGUGUCCGAAUUGCUCGGAGUGCACGAAUGUAUUCAACAGAGGAGGUGGAGAAGUUAUGGCCAAGGAUUUUGGGGUACAGUUCUUGGGACGGGUGCCCAUUGAUCCUCAAUUUGGAAUGCUGGUAGAGGCGGGAAGAAAACCAGUAUAUCCCGAGGGAACGCUGGUUAAUGGGAAAGAUAUGAGUAGUGUCCAAAACGGUGCUGACACUGCUGGGGACGACGGGCUGUUGGUGGAGAAGUAUCGGGAUUGCUCUCUAUGUCCAAUAUUCCAGGACAUUACCAAACAGGUCGUGGAUGCAGUGGAGAGGGGAACUUCGGAAGCAGCACCAAGUGCAUGA
Sclerotinia borealis F-4128 is the source of this 930-nucleotide messenger RNA. The record is from the annotation of a GenBank genome assembly. Lineage: Eukaryota; Fungi; Ascomycota; Leotiomycetes; Helotiales; Sclerotiniaceae.